This is a messenger RNA of Trichomycterus rosablanca, 4875 nucleotides long. RefSeq names its product glycerate kinase (gene glyctk). Gene Ontology annotation, cellular component: cytoplasm. Gene Ontology annotation, biological process: protein phosphorylation. NCBI's taxonomy places the organism in Eukaryota, Metazoa, Chordata, Actinopteri, Siluriformes, Trichomycteridae. Gene Ontology annotation, molecular function: glycerate kinase activity. The record is from RefSeq and is a predicted model, not a curated record. The transcript is spliced from 6 exons. The coding region runs from base 183 to 1742 and encodes 519 amino acids.
UUUUUUAAUACUGUGUAAAUAGAUCCGUUGCUAACGCUAAUAAAUAAACAGUCACUAUAACAUGACUCUUAUUACAAACAAAUGAGCAUAAACGGAUAAACUGGCUUAGAAAAGGGCUGUGCAGACUUCAAGUAGUGUUGGUGAAUCCUUGGCCUUGCCUGUGUGGACAGUUUGAUAGCUUCAUGGCUCGAGUCCUGAAACUUUCACGCUCUGUCCUGCACUGGAGGCCCCUGUGGGUCAGAAGCAUGUCCACUUUAGAAGAGCGAGCCCGGACCAUGUUCGCCGCCGCUGUGGAGGGAGUCCAGCCAGACAGCAUAGUGCGCAGAGCUCUGCAGCGACGAGGGAAUGACCUGCUGGUGGCCGAGCACAGUUUCAGUCUGAGUAACAAUGUGCAUCUGGUGGGAUUUGGCAAAGCUGUUCUGGGCAUGGCUGCAGAAACAGAGAGGAUUGUGGGGGAUCACCUGGUUCAGGGACUAGUAAGUGUGCCUCACGGAAUUCAGGAAACAUUGCAGCAUCAUAAUAAGCUGAAUAUGUUACUUGGCCCCAGCAGCAAGAUUAAGGUAAUGGAAGGAGCCAAACACAACCUUCCAGACCCAGAUGCCCAAAGGUCAGCACAGAGCAUCCAAGAACUAGCCAGGACUCUUACUGAGAAAGAUCUUCUGCUUGUCCUUAUUUCAGGUGGUGGCUCGGCUCUUUUACCUGCUCCUAUCCCACCGAUAACCUUGCAGGAGAAACAGGAUGUGACUCGUCGUCUAGCAGCUUCAGGAGCCACAAUUCAGGAGUUAAACACAGUGCGGCGAGCUCUGUCACUGUUAAAAGGUGGAGGCCUGGCUCGUUUAGCUUAUCCUGGAAAGGUGGUGGCACUUAUUCUGUCAGACAUCAUUGGAGAUCCACUAGAUCUCAUAGCCAGUGGGCCAACAGUGUGUAGCAAGACAUCAGCGGAGGAGGUUUGGGCCAUCCUGGACCGCUACAACCUUUCUGUCACUCUGCCCUUGUCUGUAAAAGACGUUCUAAAUCAAGAAGGCUCGCAGCAGAAAAAUAAGCCACAUGAAGACCACAUCCUCAAUGCUGUAAUUGGCUCUAAUGCUAUUGCUCUGGAGUGUGCUAGUCGUAAAGCGCGCGACUUAGGCUUCCGUCCAGUGAUUCUUUCUCCAGGAGUGUGUGGUGAUGUUGGAUCUGUAGCCCAACUGUAUGGGCUGCUGUCUCGCUUUGCCUGUACUCCAGGACCGGAACCUCCGGAGCUUGCAUAUGAGAUCCUCAAACUGGGUCCACAGGUGGGGGUGGAGACCUGGGAUCUUUGUCGCACAAUGAAACAGUUAGAAGAUGCGCGGGAGGAAAGCUGGUGCACCACAUGCCUGCUGGCUGGAGGCGAGCCCACCGUUCAACUAUUGGGAAACGGCAGAGGUGGGAGGAACCAGGAGCUGGCUCUUCGGGUAGGCCUUGAGCUUUGCAGGAAGGAAGAGAAAAGUGCAGCAGUGUUUCUCAGUGGAGGAACCGAUGGCCAGGAUGGUCCUACUGAAGCUGCCGGAGCAGUUUGCGAUGGAAACCUAGAGGUCGAGGCUAAGAGUCAGGAGCUGGAUGUUGAUAACUUUCUUAAAAAUAAUGACUCGUUCACAUUUUUCUCACGUCUUUCAGAGGGGCAUAGGUUGCUUCUGCCAGGGCUCACAGGUACCAAUGUAAUGGAUGUUCAUGUUCUGCUUCUACCACCUCCACCGCCACACCAACACCAACAGAGUAACUAAUUCAAACAAAUAAUCAGUUGAGAUUACUAUUACUAAGUAAUCUAGGCUAUUUUUAAUCAAAUGCGAUCAAAUAAUAUUUUUAAAAGAUUUCUUAUUCACUUUAAUAUCAAAAUUAUAUACAUAGUUUUAUAAAACUAUCUAAUUAAGUAGAUUCUGCAGAGUUUGUUUCACAUUGGUGCCUUAACUCUAAAAUGAAGUAGAAUGAAGUGUGGCUGUUCUUUGCCCAAGUGCCUUAUUUAACUGUGCCAUACAUUUCUUAGUUUAAUAAUUUUGGAUAUUUUAUAAACACACUAAAACUUAAUCAGUACUGCACAUGGCUGGGUGUCCUGUGGUACUUUGGCGUACUGUGGUACAUUCAGAACGGCAGCAAUUAUUCGCCUUUUAUUGCCCGAAUUACUGAUCAUUCACUUUCUUGUGUUCACACCGGAAGCAUCAUCAUCGCCAAGCAAAAAAAAAAAGUCAUAGGACUACAGUUUACUUGCUAGAAUCUAUAGAGCACAAAGAACAAAUGUAACCACUAAUUAGAUGUUUCCACUAAAAAUAAAAAUCCUGUGGGGAAACUGCUAGUCUAUAAAUACACCUUAGUCUCUCUACCUUCCCUACGUAGUGCUUUACUGUCUGUGCGAUCCACAUGACAAGAAAACUGUUCUUUGAGAUUGUGGAAGUUUGACACUGCGACAAUGUGUUUUUCUUCCAUCUCUAGUAGAAACUUUAUCUAGGAACCAAAAACGAAGCGUACUGCUCCAUGGUGGUGGAAAUAAUGUGUACCGCUCUGCUUGCUCUUAAUUUGCAUAGUUAAACUGCGCUCAACUUGAUCACCUCGCCGACCCCGCCCACUUCACGUGACUAACAAUCGCUUCGCCUCUUGUCGCCUGUAAUCACCAGCGGUAAUUAAAAAUGAAUGACAUCCAAUCGCUUUGUCACACCGGAAGCAUCAAUCAUCGCCACUGGGUAAUUAGUUGCCAUGGUUUAACUCUCGCCAAGCAAAAAAAAAAAAGUCAGCACUACAGUUUACUUUACUUGCUAGAAUCUAUAGAGCGCAUAGAACAAAUGUAACCACUAAUUAGAUGUGUUUCCACUAAAAAUAAAAAUCCUGUGGGAAACUGCUCGUCUAUAAAUACACCUUAGUCUCUCUACCUUCCCUGCGUAGUGCUUCACGCCUGUGCAAUCCACAUGACAAGAAAACUGUGUUCUUUGCGAUUGUGGAGGUUUGACACAGUGACAAUGCGUUUCUCCUCCAUCUCUAGUAGAAACUUUUAUCUAUAAAACCAAAAACGAAGCAUAGUGCUUUCAUGGUAGUGCAAAUAACGUGUGUACUGCUCUGCUUGCUCUUAAUUUGCAUAGUUAAACUUUGCUCGACUUAUUCGUGUCGCCGACUCCGCCCACUUUACGUCACUAACAAUUGCUCUACCUGUAAUUGGCAGCGCUAAUUAAAAAUGAAUGACAUCCAGUCGCUUUGUCCCAUCGUAUUACUGUUGGUCUGAACAUGGGGGUUAAACGAGCUUUAUGUUUAUAGCAUUUAGCAGCAGAGUCUUGUGCUUAUUAAUUAAACUGAGCUAAAAAACAACCUGGAGCUUAAAGCUUUGACAUUAAGCCCAUUAGUAUUAUGUUGACAGCAAAUCAAAGCAACGUUACUGAUUCAUAUGAUAAAUGUAACACCAAUGGUGCCUUAAACACUCCAAGUGUGCACUUCGGUAGCUGUCUAAAUAAGAGUUUCAAUGUGUAUUUAAAUCCAGAAUAUUCAAGAGAAACAGAAGCGCUGCAUAACUGUAUCAAUGAUUGUAGCUUUUACUUAUCUGAAUAUGGCCAAACUGCUCAAACAGUUAAUGUUUACAGAAUCUGUAACUGUCACAGCCAAAUGUGUUAAUUCAGCAGAUAUCCAUGUUUAUAUAUACAAAGUCUUUAUGUCUUUAAAUCAGUGUUUCAGUUAUGUUUUCUCAGCAGCAUGUUAAUACUAAUGCUUUACAUGAUUUUUAAAUGAGUAUUACCUUUACCUUAUGUAGGGUUCUGAUUUUUUUUUUUUGUUUGUUAGAUACAAUAUACAUUGUUACUGACUCUUGCCUUUACCUACACACGGAUCAGCCAAAACAUUACAUCCACACCCUAAAAUUCAUAACAACUGUGCAUGCCAUGGUCCGGUCAGGAUGAAUUACUUGGGCUGAUAGUAGUUACUUGUAUCCAGUAGAUAUGGGCAGCAUAAAGACUUGAGUAUCCAAAUUGUAAUAGCCAGCCAAAUGGGUUAACAUAGGUAACCGUGGUAUUUACAAACAGUGGUCUGAGGAGAGACAAGCCACAAACCACUAACAGCUUACUGGAUUGAUUGUUGACAAACAUGAAGCAUAUAUUGUCUGGUACAGACCAACAAGAAGGCAACUGUGGCUCAAAUUGCAGAUCAUAUUAAUACUGGUGAUGAGGUGACUGUGCCGCAACACCAUGCAUCAAGCCCUUCUGUUUUAGGGGUUUGUGUAGUACCAGGCCAUGUGCUAACUAUGCUAAUUCCUGUCCACCAUUAAAAACGCAGCAUUAGAACUGGACUAUGUAGCAAUGGAGAAAGGUCAAUUGAUUUUAUAAGUCCUGUUUUCUCCAAGGGCGGCAUGGUGGCUUGGUGGGUAGCACUGUCGCCUCACAGCAAGAAGGUCCUGGGUUUAAUCCCCAAGUGGGGCGGUCCGGGUCCUUUCUGUGCGGAGUUUGCAUGUUCUCCCCGUGUCUGCGUGGGUUUCCUCCUGGGUUAAUUGGAGACACUGAAUUGCCCUAUAGUUGUAUGUGUGUCUGCCCUGCGAUGGACUGGCACCUCGUCCAGGGUGUUACUGUGUGCCUUGCGUCCAUUGAAAAGCUGGGAUAGACUCCAGCACCCCCUCCAAGAUCAUGUGGAGACCAGGCAUAUGUGGCUUAUUUACCCAUGCAAAAGAUGGAGAUGGCACCACGAUCCACCUUGUAAUGUACAAAAGCGAAAAAACCUGCUGGUUAUAUCCUUGUACCAGAGACCACAGGACAUCUUUAGCUCCAGUCCUGUGGAGUCCAUGUAUUGACAGCAUACUAGGCAUGUUUUGGCUCAUCAGUGUUUGCGUAUUUGUAUAUAUGUAUGUAACCAAAUAGUCUAAUCCAACCUGGUAAAUAAAUGUAAUGUUUAUAA